UGGCGCCGUGGUGCCGCACCCAGUCCCCAGCUGGCCGCCCGCUACUCGACGACGCUAUCCCAAGUUCCCACAGAGGGUGAGGAUUGGAGUAGGUACGCGGGAGCGGCGGGGCGCUGCCUGAGACCGGAACCAUGAGGAGUUGCCGGACCUGUGGGGCGGUUAGCUGGAGCCGCCGCGGCACCUGCUGAGGAAAAGGGAGAGGCCGGCCGGUGAGGCGGCGGCGCGGUCGGGGCGCGGCGGAGGCUCGCCGGCUUCUCGGCCAUGUCACUGCUCUGCGUGCGCGUUAAAAGAGCCAAAUUCCAGGGUUCACCAGAUAAGUUUAACACAUAUGUGACCCUGAAAGUACAGAAUGUGAAGAGUACAACUGUAGCAGUUCGUGGUGAUCAACCUUCUUGGGAACAAGAUUUCAUGUUUGAGAUCAGUCGUCUGGACUUGGGUCUAAGUGUGGAGGUAUGGAACAAAGGACUGAUCUGGGAUACAAUGGUGGGGACUGUGUGGAUUGCUCUGAAGACUAUUCGUCAGUCAGAUGAGGAAGGGCCUGGGGAGUGGUCUACCUUGGAAGCAGAGACAUUAAUGAAAAAUGAUGAGAUAUGUGGAACUAAAAACCCAACUCCUCAUAAGAUUUUGCUUGAUACAAGAUUUGAGUUGCCUUUUGAUAUACCAGAAGAGGAAGCCAGAUAUUGGACCUAUAAAUUGGAGCAAAUCAAUGCUUUUGGAGCUGAUAAUGAGUAUUCUAUUCAAGAAGAAAGCCAGAGGAAGCCCUUGCCCACUGCUGCCGCCCAGUGUUCCUUUGAAGAUCCUGAUAGUGCCGUCGAUGACCGAGACAGUGACUAUCGCAGUGAGACCAGCAAUAGCAUUCCACCUCCUUACCAUACAACUUCCCAGCCCAAUGCUUCUGUUCAUCAGUUUCAUAUGCCAGUUCGAUUGCCACAGCAGCUACUGCUUCAGGGCAGUUCCCGGGACUCUUGCAGUGAUUCUAUGCAGAGUUAUGACCUCUAUUAUCCAGAGCGACAGGCCCUCAGGUGGUUUGAAACAACUGCAUUCUCUACAUAUCCUCAGAAAUAUAAUUCAAUAGAUAGAAGAAAAAAGAAGCCCUCUAGUAAAAGACAGCAAUAUGACACGAAGACUAACUCCAAAUAUAUAUAUCCUGAUACUGAAAAUUAUGACCACAUUGAAAAGAAGAAACAAAAUUACCCAGCUUUGUACUCCUACAAAGAUGGAUUUUUGAUUAAGAGUGGUACAUGGACUACCAAGAGGGAAAGUCAUGAUCUGCCCUGUUGCUUAAGAAACUGUGAAAAGUUACAUGGCUCAAACCAGCCUAACAUUAAUUUUUCUCCAUUAGAUAUUGUUGAAGAUUCUUCUAGUAGCACUUCUGAAGAAUUCUUGUAUUCCCCUAUUUCUGAUGAGCAGGAACAUUCACUGUCUCCAACAUGGGAUCCAUCCAGUAUCCAUCCUAUGGAAGAUUUUACUGAAGAAUGUUAUAUGACAAAUCCAACAUUGCAAUUACAAAGGAUGAAUUGUGAUACAAACCCAGUUGGAGAUCUGUUAAAGUGCUCAGUGGGAAAGCUAACUCCUUCUAUUGAGGAACCCAAAGAAGACUAUGUUGACACAAUAGAUGAGCUUCAGUGUUUGGUAGAAACUGUGUCAGAAUAUUUAGCAGAGAAGGAAGAAGAGAUCAAUAGAUUUAGUUCUCUUCCCAAAACUAAAAAAACACACAAAUGCAAUAAUACUGUUGAUAAUUCAGAACAGAAGAUGCUUGGUGAUCAAAUACCACCUCUAACUAAUAUAAAGAAUGACAGAGACAAAGCCAUUUCUUUCUCUGAGCUGAGUGGAGUAAAAAAUGCUGUUGGGUCUUUAUUUAAUUCACUAACAGAAAAGGUGGGGUCAGGCACAAAGCAUUUAUCAACUUCUGUGGAGAAACUAGUUUAUUUAGUUCCAGAAAAAAUAGAAACUCUUAAUCAAACAGAGACAAUUAAUUUAGGAUCGAAACCCAGUAAUAAGUCAGUAGUAGAGAAGGAUCUAUCCAUUCAACCUUCAUUUUCCUUUCCAACAAUUGAUAAUAAAGAUACCAGCAGAAAUGGCAAAACCUUGGAAAAAGAGCACACAAGCACCAAGAGUGAGAGUUUAAACUUCCAGGAUGUAACAGAGACUACUAGAAGGGAUUCAGUACCACAAAGUCAGAGUUCAGUUAUAAAGUCUGUUUUCAGCAUGUUAAAUCCACUAAAGAUCUUUUCAGAGAAAGAAGAGACCAAAAAAGAAGACCAGAGUAAGACAGCGAGGAAAGAAAGCUUUGUUGGUUUGGAAUCAAAUCAAAUGGAAGCUAUCUCUGUCAAUCACAGUAGUAGCUUUGGUGCUUUAUGUAAGAGUGAUGAAACCCCAGGUUUCCAAAUACAACCAACUAAAGAUUUAUUGUCCUCUCAUGUUGCCAAUGAACCUUCGAACAUAGCAAGUUGUACAAGUAAGAAAGAUAAUAUUGAGAGUUUGUUGGAAGGAAAAACCCCUGUAGAUUUGUCUCUGUUGCCAGAUCAAUCAAUAACAUGUGCUAAAGACAAUCCAGGACAUCUUUGUAUAGCCAGCAGUAGAACUGCAAAUGAAGAGGCUACUUCAGAGCCAUCAGAAGAGGACAAAAUUACUGGUGAUGAUGAUUUCCUUGAACCACUCAGAAAAUCAUUUAGCCAUUUUUUGUUCACAUCUCCUGAGACCUGUUCAAAGGAAACUUUGUCAGAGCCUGUGAAAACUCACCAGUUGGAGGAAGAUGGAAGGGAAAAAAGCCCUAAGAAAGAUAGUAAUUCCUUUUCGUUUAGUGGAAAACUAAAUAUCCCAUUUUUCAGAGUUCUUAGUCAUUCUGAAAAGCAGCAGGAUUUACAAGAAAAAGGAAGCAUUUUUCCUUUGUUUAAGUUUCCUUUUACUGACAGUCAUAGCACUGAUAAUGAACAGAGUUUUCAUGGUUCAGCAGCAGCCACUAACAAAGAGAUCCAAAGAAAUUGCCAUGAAAAUGCUAUACUUAGUUCAAUAAAAUCGAAUUCAGUUCCAAAUCAUCUAGGGGAACUGGGUAGUACAGAAGAAUUUAAUAACAUCCAGAUAAAUUAUCCGGAAGAUGUCAAACUUAGUAAAAUGAAGUGUAGUUCAGUUCCAAAUAUUUAUAAAGAUCCGGGGAAAUUCAGCAGUUCAGAGGAAUUAAGUAAGAAUGACCAAAUGCCCUGUCCUGAAGAUGCCAAACUUAAUAUAAUGAAGUCUGAUUCAGCCCCUAAUAUUAAUGAUUUUGAGAAACCUAGGACUAUAGAAACAUUAAAUCCAAAUGACCCUAUAGCAGUAGAGAAUGAUGAAAGUACUAUCUCUGGAGUUGUGCCCAAAGAACAUAGAACCUCAGAUCUUUCAGAAGAGCUGAAGGAUUUUGCACAAGUGACAUUUUCAGUAGCAUCAGACUUUUCAUUAGAGUUUAUUUCAACCACCUCAAAAUCUACUAGAGUUAAUGAAGACAAAGUUGAGGAUAAAACUUCCAAGAAAAUCACACAGGGAGGUUUCUUUUCUGGUUUGCUUAAUAGGUUUUCUUCUGAGAACUUGCCUACUCAACAAGAAUUAAAUAUGACAAAUGAUGACUCCAGUCACAAGAGUGGUACCUCAAGUUUAUUCUCUGGAAUAUUUAACUUUAUAUCAAAUAGCAAUAUGAGUGAUUAUAAGCCAAAUGAAAUAAAGGUUGUUUCUUUAGACAGUAUAAAAAGUUUGAAUGGAAAUAAGCAUUUAUCCUUGGAUGAGGUCUCUACUGCAUCAUGUGCGACUAUUGAAAAGCUGAGGAACCAGGUUGAAAACCAUAAAACUUCUGGUUUCCUAGGAAGCAUUUCAUUAUCUAAAGAAAACACACCAUCAUCUGAUAAUUGGGUCCAUAAUCAUCAUUGCUCUCCAGCAUGGAAAAGCCAGCAAGAUGAAAAGCAGUGUUCCUCUUCGGAGAAUGCAGUAUUUCAUUGUGCUCCCAGUUCUGAACCAUCUUUCUCAGAGAAUUCUUUGGCUAAGAGGCCAACACUAGACUAUCUUCUUCAAGAAAAACCACACGAAAGUUCAAAUAUGUUAAAUUUACAUGCACUAGACACUAGCACUUUAAAUAAGCCAAACCACUGUCAGGCUUUUGAAGAGAUGAACAAUUCUUUAUGUUUUGAAUGGGACUGUAAUACAAAAGAUUUUUCUAAAAAUUCCAGAAAACUCCAACCAGUUUAUCAUACAUUGAAUCAAAAUACAUUUCCAUCAGCAGAUGCUUUCUUGUGGCCUGACUCAGAAAACCCAGUAAUAAAUUUUUGCCAAAAAGAUCAAAAUGCAAAUAUCUUGGAAUGGAGAACAAAUCCAAACAGUGUCAUUUGGUGUGACUUACCAUAUGAAUCAUCUGAUCAGUUAGCAUUUAAUGAAGAUUACUUAUUAAGAGGUGAUAUGUGGGCAGCUAAUGCAUUAUAUGGAAAUUCUGGUUAUCUCUCAAAUAAUGAGACUAAGAAUUUGCCAGAAGAAUUACCCAUCGACUUAAGUUAUGCUUCACUUUAUGAGAAAACUAUGUGUUCCAUAAUUGAUCAAGAAUCUUUAAGAAUGGAAGAAAACUUUAUCUUUUCAAAUUUUGAUUAUGAGUACCAGGAAUGGAUGUCAUGCCUUGAAAAUGGCAUCUGGUUGUCCUCAGAGGAUGGGAAUUAUGGAUAUUAUAUGUUCCAUGAUGGUCAGUAUAUCUAUUCUCUCCUCACUGAUUCUACUGGUCAGUAUGUGUAUUUAUUUAUACCAGAUUAUUCUUAUGGAGAAUAUUUGGAUUAUGAUUUACAGACAAAUAAUCUGACAAGUAUGAUGUUUGAUGACAGCAUUAUUUCUGCCCAUAGUUUUCAAGUACAGGACAAAGAAGAUGAAAUAUUGUGGUAUGUGGAAGAAAGACCAGCUGAUAACCCUCUUGAUUUAUCUGUAGCUUUUCCAACAAAAGAGAGAUCAUUGUAUGUAAAUUUAGAAAAGUUUUCACAAGUACUAGAAGAGUCAGCUUUUGGCCAAAGGGAUCAGCCAUUAGAUUAUUCAGACUAUAAUCCUCAGAAGUUUAAAGGAGAUUUUAAAUCUUUCAAAAAAAGGACUAAUAGUUCUGGAGAUCUUGAAUGCAUACUGGAUCUCAGAAAUCACCCCCAAACUAUUAGUAGUCAUGUCUUAAAUAGAGAUCAAAUUAUAGGGAAAGCUAAGAACUGGCCUCUAGCUAAAGAUGCAUCUGCUCACCUUUCCACUUGCCAUUGGCUUCCAUCUUCUUCUAAAGAAGUUACCUCUUCAGUUCAUUCUCAAACUAUGAUUGGAGGCUCACAGCAAGCUGACAAAACAUCAAUGAAUAAUCUGACUCCAGUGUUUUCUGUUUUGGGUGCCUUGGUUGGAAGUUCUUUGAAUUUUGCUAAGAAUGAAUCUUUAGAGACUUUGGUCAUGCCAAAAUUGGAUCAGCAGUCAAAAUCAGUAGAGCUCACAAAUGAUGAUCAUCCACCAUUAAUCUUGAGUAAGCAGUUACAGAAUAAUUCCCAAAAGGAAGAAGAAAAUUAUCUUAAAGAUCCAGAGAGACAAACAAUAUUUGAUGUUCAACAACCAGAGCUUACUGAAAAUGUAAGGCAAGGAUUCCUUUUAAAUAAGAGCAGUCAUGUGAAAAAGCAAAGAUUGCUAAAAUCUAGUUGUCAGGUAAGUCAAACUACUCUUCAAUCUAAAUCAGAUAUAGAAGAUGAUAAAACCAUUACAUCUGACUCAAUUUCAGAUACUCUUCCACUACAGUUUAGUAGGGAGGAACACAAGAAUUGUGAGCUUUCCCAGGACCAAUCUUCCAAAGAGUCUGAGAAAACUUUGUUUAAAAGUGCAUUGAAACUUUUUGGUCGGCGAGAAGAAUCUUCAGUAAUGAUGAUGACAGAUGAAAAACAGCCACCUGGCUUUUUGAACCUCUUUAAAACCCAGGUGAAUAAAGAAGAAUCAUCAAACGUGGAAAGGAAUGGUGAUAAAACUAGGAAGCCAUUAUCUCAGGAGAAGAAAGAAUCAUCUGGUGUUUCAAAUUUUUUUGGUACCCUUGGAGAUUUCUUUAAAACCAAUGUAUCUCCUGUACAAAAGACUGAAAAUAUAACUAUUUCUUCAAUGAUUGAUGAAAAUGAGGUGAGGUCAAGUCCUAAUCCUGUUCAGCUAAAGAACCAGAAUAAUGGGAAUAUUCCUCCUGCCACAAUUUCCUCUAAAGGAAAGGUUAGAGUUAGAAGUUUAAACAAACAGACUACUAUUGAUUAUAGUGAACCAAGGGAAUCAUCAACUAGAGAUAUACAGGGUUUGGAUUUGAAUGAAAAAGAGGUACCCUUUAGAGAUCAGCAGUCAACAGAUACAUCUUUUUUAACAAAUAAUCUCCAAGAGUCUCCUAGAGAUACUUCAAAAGAAACUAGUGACAUGUCUGCAAUGACAGCAGCUCUGAAGUCUUUUGAUAAUCCUAGCCAAAGAAAUUUAAAUGAACAAAAUCAUUUUCAUGACAAAGACUGGAGUUUUUCAACUGCCACAACUUCUCCAUCCCAGCCAGAACUGCCAACAAGAAAAAGUGUAUUUUCCUUCUUAACUAGAUCUGAAAAAUAUGAGGACAGAGCCUCUGCUCCUCUACCAAGAGCCAAAUCUCAAGCAGAAGGGCUAUUCACACUUCCUUCCUUUUUCUCUGCCAGUAGGUCAAGCAUCAAGAAGGAUACCUCUCAUAAUAGUUCUGCCUUUAGUUUGUUCAACUUAUCAUUUUUGGAUGAAAAACAACAAUCUCCUGGGGAAAAACAAAGUGUUUCACCUGGUGUUCCAGUGAUUACUCAGCCCUGUAAGAAGCCAAGUGUUUUUGUAGACACCAGUGACACAUUGACUAAGGAAAGGCCCAGUAGUCAUAGAAAUAGCAUAGCCCAGGAAGAAGUUUAUGAACAGCAAACACCCCCUUGUACUUCCAUUAGUAAUACCAUUGAGGUUACUUCUUUUGCACAUGAGCCCAAUGUAGAGGGAAAUUUGAGUUCUAGUAAUGAGCUAGGAACAUCUUCAGAUUUUCAGUUGAAUCACUUACAAAAAGACAUUGUUUCUCCUCUACCAGAAUUUCAGGCACAGGCUAAAACAUUGCUUAUUGGCCCAGAGACCCUUGGUGAAGCUCCCCAUAAAGAUGAGGCUGUCAAUCAGAGUGCUUUACCCGAUGACAUACUGGCCAACUCUUUUUCUCAUGAGAACCAUUUGAAUGGAAAGCUCAAUGAUUUAGAUGCUUGUACUGAACACCAGAAUGAAAGAUUUAUCAUAGACACAUUAAAUUUACCACUAGAAAAGGGCCCUGAUGAGGUCUUACCACAGAUCUUCAAACCAAGUGCAGCUUCUCCAGUAUCAGAAUGUGCAGGGCGCCUCCAGAUUCAAGAAGUAGAUAAAGAGGAAGACAAAUCAGGCUCUACAGUAGAAAUGCUUUCAGGAUUUGUGACCAAAGUGAAAUCUUUCUCUGAGUGCUUAAUUGAACCCCCUAAAACCUUUUCUGGAUUUUUCUCCCCUAAAUCUCCAAAGAAAAAUUCAAUUUUUUCUCUUUCUUCUAAUACAUCAUCACAGCCCUUCAAAAGUGAGUUGUUUGGUAUUUUCAGAAGUCCCAAACCAGAGAUACCUAAACAAAACUCAUCUGUAGCUACAUCCUUGCUUCAAAAUGGUCAUUCUAGAGAUGCUGUGGUCUCAACACCUACAGAGUGUUUGCAUAGAGAAGCUACCUCUGCAGGACUCAAUUUAGAUUUAACUUCCAGUGACUGUAGAAUGUCUGGGAUUAAUGUAAAGCCAGAAUCAAUUACUGUGUCAGCCAAAAUGGAAACAAAUAAUAUUCCUGAAAAUAUUCCAGAACCCCCAAGUUUUGAGAUGGCUGCUACAUCUUCUGUCUCAGAGGAUGACAUGGGGCAAGGAGUAUUGUCUCUGAGUGAUGAAGGAGACAUGGGGAUUUUGCAGGGUACAGACACAGAAGCAUCAUUGGAAACAGAUCAAAUAUUACUGCCAAAACAGUUGCACUCAGAUCCUUCCAUGAUUGGUGAAGAUCUUUCUUCUCCAAGCCAAUUACCACUUCUUGAACCAGAGCCAGCUAUUCAGACUAUCUCCACAACUCAAAAUUUCUUAGAGUUGCAUUGUACAAAUUCAUUGGAAACUAAUAUUACAUUUGACAAAGCAAGUGUCAGUGAGAGCACCACACUGAAAACUCAAGAGUCUUAUUCUUGUCCUCUGCAGGAGGACUCUGUGCUUGGUGUCAGAGAAAAUGGUGCGAUACAUACUGUCCAGAAAGACAAAUCUAUAGUCCCCCAGGAAUCAGAGCAACCAAGACCUCCAUUAGAGAUCCCAACCAUGACCAGUUGGCCUAAACUCCACUUCCCUUCCUCCACUGCUAAUCAUGGGAAGACACUGAGUUCUUUCUUUUCCUCACCACCUUCUGGCAACAGAGCAGCAGACACUGGCUUAAUGUCCAGUUUCAAAAAGUUGUCAACUUUAUUUGAGGGAAGUAGCGAGGGGAAAGGAAGUAUGUUGGCAAGUGAUCUCAAACUAGGAUUUGGAAAGAAACUGGAUCUUUCAUUUCAAUGGCCAAAAGAGAAUAAAGAGGACCCUGAAAAAAUGCUUGCAGAAUCCACCUGUCCAGUUUUAGUUAUCAGUGGUGAUCAGGACCUGACUCCCAGUGAGGCUAAUAUAGCUUUGGAGUCUUCAGAAAUAACUGGGGCUUGUGCUGAGCCAAAUGAAGCCUAUACUCAGCACUUUGGGACCACUGAACAACUGGAGGCCAAGUCAAAUGUGUGUGCUGAUGGGCUUUCAGAGCCUGGAGAAGCAGAAAGUCAGCUGGAAAUUCCAGCAUCUGGAGAAUUCUGUGGUACCAAGGUCAACCUUUCUGGCUCUACCUGUCCUUCAGAGAAGCAUGAGGAAGAACACUGCACUAUUUUUGAGCUACUUCACAAGCCAGAAAAACAAGAAGAGGAAGUAGUGCCUGCUAGUACUACCUCUGUUUUGAAUGUACAGCAGCUAGUUACUCUGAAUGACUUCAAGGAACCGAUGACCAAAAAAAGCCCCACCAGCAGUAGUAGGUAUGGCUCUUCCUGUAAUGUGAGUCAAGGAAGCUCUCAGCUGAGCGAACUAGACCAGUAUCCUGAACAAGAUGAUGAUCGUCGGGAGAGGGACUCCAUUCAUUCCUGCCACAGCUCUGGUAGCCUCUCCAGAGAUAGCAAGCCCAAUUUUGGAGAACAAGAGAAAGCCUUGGAGGUGACAUGUGAAGCAGAAAAAGAGAGAAUAUGUGAACUCAAGGAGAUAAAAGAAGAUGCUACAAUCCAUCCUCCCUCAGAUCUGAUACUACACAAGGACCACAUUGUAGGCCCCCAGGAGAGUCUUCCUGAGGAGAAUGCAUCUUCACCAUUUACCCAAGCCAGAGCGCACUGGAUCCGAGCAGUUACCAAGGUCCGACUCCAGCUGCAAGAGAUUCCAGAUGAUGGUGACCCAUCUCUGCCUCAGUGGCUUCCAGAAGGGCCAGCUGGAGGGCUCUAUGGCAUUGACAGUAUGCCAGAUCUACGCAGAAAAAAGCCAUUGCCUCUUGUCAGUGAUCUGUCACUGGUCCAGUCCCGGAAGGCGGGGAUUACUUCUGCAAUGGCUACACGUACCUCUCUCAAGGAUGAAGAGCUGAAAUCCCAUGUAUAUAAGAAAACCCUGCAGGCCUUAAUCUACCCCAUCUCCUGUACUACACCUCACAACUUUGAGGUCUGGACAGCUACUACUCCCACCUACUGCUAUGAGUGUGAAGGUAUGCUCUGGGGCAUUGCCCGGCAGGGCAUGCGCUGCAGUGAGUGUGGUGUCAAGUGCCAUGAGAAGUGCCAGGACCUGCUCAAUGCUGACUGCCUGCAGCGCGCUGCAGAAAAGAGUUCUAAACAUGGAGCUGAGGAUCGGACCCAGAACAUUAUCAUGGCCAUGAAGGACCGCAUGAAGAUUCGAGAGCGGAAUAAGCCAGAGAUCUUUGAAGUUAUCCGGGAUGUCUUCACAGUGAGCAAAGUUGCCCAUGUUCAGCAGAUGAAAACGGUGAAACAAAGUGUACUAGAUGGGACCUCCAAAUGGUCAGCCAAAAUUACCAUCACGGUGGUGUGUGCCCAGGGCCUACAAGCCAAGGACAAAACAGGAUCCAGUGACCCUUAUGUGACUGUGCAAGUUGGCAAAACCAAGAAACGUACCAAGACCAUUUUUGGAAACUUGAAUCCUGUUUGGGAGGAGAAGUUCCAUUUUGAGUGUCACAAUUCUUCCGACCGCAUUAAGGUACGUGUGUGGGAUGAAGAUGAUGAUAUCAAGUCCAAAGUAAAACAGCGGCUAAAGCGAGAGUCUGAUGAUUUUCUCGGCCAAACUAUCAUUGAGGUUCGGACACUGAGUGGCGAGAUGGAUGUCUGGUACAAUCUGGAGAAAAGGACAGACAAGUCAGCUGUCUCAGGGGCUAUCCGACUACAAAUCAGUGUGGAGAUCAAGGGAGAGGAGAAGGUAGCCCCAUACCAUGUGCAGUAUACAUGUCUCCAUGAGAACCUUUUCCAUUUCCUCACAGACAUUCAAGGCAGUGGAGUAGUCCGGAUCCCUGAGGCUCGAGGAGAUGAUGCAUGGAAGGUUUACUUUGAUGAGACAGCCCAAGAAAUUGUGGAUGAGUUUGCCAUGCGCUAUGGCAUCGAGUCCAUAUACCAGGCCAUGACGCACUUUGCAUGUUUGUCAUCAAAAUAUAUGUGUCCUGGUGUGCCAGCCGUGAUGAGUACUUUAUUGGCCAACAUCAAUGCCUACUAUGCCCACACAACUGCCUCCACCAAUGUCUCUGCAUCUGAUCGUUUUGCAGCCUCAAACUUUGGGAAAGAGAGAUUUGUUAAACUGCUGGACCAGCUCCACAACUCACUGCGGAUUGACCUCUCUACAUAUAGAAAUAACUUCCCUGCUGGAAGCCCUGAGAGGCUUCAGGAUUUAAAAUCUACAGUGGAUUUGUUGACUAGCAUCACCUUUUUUAGAAUGAAGGUACAAGAACUGCAGAGCCCUCCAAGAGCCAGCCAGGUGGUAAAGGAUUGUGUGAAGGCUUGUUUGAACUCUACAUAUGAGUAUAUCUUCAAUAACUGCCAUGAUUUAUACAGCCACCAAUACCAGCUGAAUCAGGAGCUACCUCCAGAGGAACAAGGACCCAGCAUUCAGAACCUAGAUUUCUGGCCCAAACUCAUUACACUCAUUGUGUCAAUCAUAGAGGAAGAUAAGAAUUCCUAUACACCUGUUCUGAACCAGUUUCCUCAAGAGUUGAAUGUGGGAAAAGUAAGUGCAGAAGUGAUGUGGCAUCUGUUUUCCCAAGACAUGAAAUACGCACUGGAAGAACAUGAGAAAGGCCGGCUCUGUAAGAGUGCUGACUACAUGAACCUGCACUUCAAGGUGAAGUGGCUCCACAAUGAAUAUGUUCGGGAUCUGCCUGCCCUCCAGGGGCAGGUGCCUGAGUACCCAGCGUGGUUUGAACAGUUUGUACUCCAGUGGCUAGAUGAAAAUGAGGAUGUGUCCCUGGAAUUCCUUCGUGGGGCUCUGGAACGAGAUAAGAAAGAUGGGUUCCAGCAGACAUCAGAGCAUGCACUGUUUUCCUGUUCUGUGGUGGAUGUCUUCACACAGCUCAACCAGAGCUUUGAGAUCAUCCGGAAGUUGGAAUGCCCUGACCCCAGCAUCCUUGCUCACUACAUGAGGAGAUUUGCUAAGACCAUCGGGAAAGUACUGAUGCAGUAUGCAGACAUCUUAUCAAAGGACUUUCCAGCUUAUUGUACAAAGGAGAAACUGCCCUGCAUCCUGAUGAACAACAUGCAGCAACUAAGAGUCCAACUGGAGAAAAUGUUUGAGGCCAUGGGAGGUAAGGAGCUGGACCCUGAAGCUGCAGACAGUCUGAAGGAGCUGCAAGUGAAACUGAAUACAGUUCUGGAUGAACUCAGUAUGGUGUUCGGAAACAGCUUCCAGGUGCGGAUUGAUGAGUGUGUUCGACAAAUGGCCGACAUCCUGGGCCAGGUUCGGGGCACAGGGAAUGUAUCCCCCAACGCUAGGGCCUCAGUGGCUCAGGAUGCAGAUAGUGUGCUGAGGCCUCUUAUGGACUUCCUGGAUGGCAACCUCACACUCUUCGCCACUGUAUGUGAGAAGACUGUUCUGAAGCGAGUCCUGAAGGAGCUCUGGCGGGUGGUAAUGAAUACCAUGGAAAGGAUGAUUGUUCUGCCACCUCUCACUGAUCAGACGGGCACCCAGCUGAUCUUCACUGCUGCCAAGGAGCUGAGUCAGCUUUCCAAACUCAAGGACCACAUGGUGCGAGAGGAAACACGUAAUCUCACUCCAAAGCAGUGUGCUGUCCUUGACUUGGCCCUGGAUACCAUCAAGCAAUACUUCCAUGCAGGAGGCAAUGGACUAAAGAAAACCUUCCUAGAGAAGAGCCCAGAUCUGCAGUCUCUGCGUUAUGCCCUAUCCUUAUACACACAGACCACGGACACUCUCAUCAAGACAUUUGUGCGCUCACAGACUGCUCAGGGGUCUGGUGUGGAUGAUCCUAUGGGAGAAGUCUCUAUUCAGGUGGACUUGUUUACACACCCUGGUACUGGGGAACAUAAGGUCACAGUGAAAGUGGUGGCUGCCAAUGACCUCAAGUGGCAGACAGCGGGUAUGUUCCGGCCUUUUGUGGAAGUGACCAUGGUUGGCCCACACCAAAAUGAUAAGAAGAGGAAAUUCACAACCAAGUCCAAAAGCAACAACUGGAGCCCCAAGUACAAUGAAACAUUUCACUUCCUCCUUGGAAAUGAAGAGGGUCCAGAGGCCUAUGAGUUGCAGAUCUGUGUGAAGGAUUACUGCUUUGCCCGAGAAGAUCGUGUGAUAGGGCUGGCAGUGAUGCCUCUAAGGGAUGUGGCAACUAAGGGUAGCUGUGCCUGCUGGUGUCCCUUGGGCAGGAAGAUCCACAUGGACGAGACAGGCAUGACCAUUCUUCGGAUUCUAUCUCAGAGGAGCAAUGAUGAGGUGGCCCGCGAAUUUGUGAAACUUAAAUCAGAGUCUCGAUCCACAGAAGAGGGGAGUUGAACACUCCUGGCUUAGUGCCAACCAGGUGACACCAAUUACACAAAUCCAAGCCAAUGGGAGUGGCCAGAUUAGGGUCCUUGUGGACGAGAGGCUGACCCUUUCACUAAGAAUAUUAAGGAAAAUUUGAGGAUAGUAAGAGUAUGGCUUUUCAUUGAAACUGACUAGCAGGUAUGUGGUGCUAGGAGCUGAGCUACAGAAGCUACUAUGGGGAGAAGUUUUCCAUAAAAA
Molecule: messenger RNA, 13275 nt
Organism: Dipodomys spectabilis (banner-tailed kangaroo rat)
Lineage: Eukaryota; Metazoa; Chordata; Mammalia; Rodentia; Heteromyidae
Gene: Unc13b
Product: unc-13 homolog B
Exons: 41
Coding region: 262-13047 (4261 amino acids)
Biological process (GO): synaptic vesicle maturation; presynaptic dense core vesicle exocytosis; synaptic transmission, glutamatergic
Cellular component (GO): neuromuscular junction; terminal bouton; synaptic vesicle membrane
Molecular function (GO): syntaxin-1 binding; diacylglycerol binding; calcium ion binding
Source: RefSeq, a predicted model, not a curated record